Messenger RNA from Vicia villosa (hairy vetch), 543 nucleotides. RefSeq lists its product as uncharacterized. The transcript has a single exon. Bases 172 to 444 code for a protein of 90 amino acids. The record is from RefSeq and is a predicted model, not a curated record. NCBI's taxonomy places the organism in Eukaryota, Viridiplantae, Streptophyta, Magnoliopsida, Fabales, Fabaceae.
UCCAAAACCAUGUUCUUUUCCAUUUGUGUAGCUCCUGGUAUCUUAUUCUACCGAUCUCCUAUAUUCAUAUAAAUAACAGCAAACAUCAUUCAUUUUUUCAUCAUCAAUCACCAAACAAAACUAUCUACAUCUUAAUUUGUUAUCCGAAACACUGUCAUAUACAUUAUCACAAUGAAUCGUGCAACAACGAGUAAGGCUUGGAUCGUGGCUGCUAGUGUUGGAGCUGUAGAGGCUUUGAAGGAUCAAGUUAGUAUUUGCAGAUGGAACUAUGCUUUAAGACAAGCUCAACAGCAUCUUAGAAACCGUGUUAGAUCAUAUUCUCAAGCAAAGAAUCUAUCUUCUUCUUCGCAUGUUGUAUGCAAAUUGAAGGAUGAGAAGAAGGCAAAGCAGGCAGAGGAGUCACUCAGGACUGUCAUGUUCUUGAGCUGCUGGGGUCCUAAUUGAUUCCUUGGUACAUACAUAGUGAUGCUAGAUUAAAUUAUUUAUGUCAAUUUUGUAACAUGAAACGGUAAUAUAUGUAUAAAAGAAAGCUUCUUCUUGUUA